AUGGCAACGCCGACUUCAGCACCAAUGACUAUCGUCUCAAGCCAAGAACCGUUCCAGAACCCUCCAGGCCCUGCUCUGCCGGCAAAGGCCCCCGACCUCUUCUCUCUGGCAGGCAAGGUGUGUGUUGUCACCGGCGCCGCGCGUGGAAUCGGACUGGCCGUCGCAGAGGCGUUCGCGCAGUCCGGGGCACACGUCGUCUUGUGGGACCUCCAGGCGCCCGUCAAGGCCGCUGCGAGCAUUGCCGAGGAGAACGGUGUGAGAGCAAAGGCCUACGGCGGCGACGUUACCGACCCAGACACGGUGGACCGCGUGGUGGACGAAAUAGUGGCCGAGUUCAGCACGAUCGACGUUUUCGUGGCCAACGCCGGCGUCAACAUCCCGUCGGGCGACAUUCUGAGCGAGCUCAACAGAGACGGAAAGAGAUGGAACAGGGUCGUCGACAUCAAUCUGAACGGGGUGUUCUACUGUUCGCGGGCCGUUGGCAGAGUUUUCAAAAAAGCAGGCAGGGGCUCGCUGAUUUUUACAGGCUCCAUGUCGGGCCACAUUGUCAACACGCCGAUCGAGCACUCGGCCUACAACACCAGCAAGGCCGCCGUGAUCCAUCUAGCCAAGUCGCUGGCGGUCGAGUUCCGCGGUUUUGCGCGGGUCAACUCCGUGUCGCCCGGCUACAUCGACACCGGCAUUAACGGCUACGUGGACCCAGACACUCGCCGCAAGUGGCAGGACGAGAUCCCGCUGGGCAGAGAGGGCCAGGUCAAGGAGAUUGUCGGCGCGUACCUCUUCUUUGCCUCAGACGCCUCCACCUACGCAACUGGCUCUGAUCUGGUCGUUGACGGAGGGUACACCAUCAGAUAG
This is a messenger RNA of Ogataea angusta, 855 nucleotides long. RefSeq lists its product as uncharacterized. Gene Ontology annotation, molecular function: oxidoreductase activity, acting on NAD(P)H, oxygen as acceptor. The coding region runs from base 1 to 855 and encodes 284 amino acids. The record is from RefSeq and is a predicted model, not a curated record. The transcript has a single exon. Gene Ontology annotation, cellular component: intracellular anatomical structure. Lineage: Eukaryota; Fungi; Ascomycota; Pichiomycetes; Pichiales; Pichiaceae.